AUGUGGGAUACGCUUCGCUCUCUCCUGCUAGCUUGCAAACAUCCACUAACCAAACCUUUAAUGUUGCAAGCAAGCACGAGUACAACUAUUGAUGGGGAUGGUCUCCCUGAGUGCCCUGCUUGCCUCCCAUCACGACCUCAAACUGGAUGUCUGUUGUUGAAAAGACUAGAUAUUGUGAAGAUUUUAGUACAGGAGAGGAGGGGUGAGUUUGUUGCGUGGAUUGCUGCUGUGGCACACCCAAGCACUCCCAAUCCGGCUGCCAUCACUCCAGCCCUGGCACCAUCUACAGCCCUGAAUAGUAGCACAGCGCCAGCCGAGCACUACCACCCCACCCAGCCAUCUGUGUCUACCCGCGGGCUCAAUGAGAUCGAUGUCCUUGCUGUACACAAUGGGAAUCAGCUGGCUCGCUCAUUAUUCGAGGGUGGCAACAGCAGCCACAGAAGAGGACAUCGACGAUUCUGGCGCGAGUGCGCCCAACGGUCAAGAUGA
Messenger RNA from Suillus paluster, 489 nucleotides. RefSeq lists its product as uncharacterized. The record is from RefSeq and is a predicted model, not a curated record. The transcript has 3 exons. The coding region runs from base 1 to 489 and encodes 162 amino acids. Lineage: Eukaryota; Fungi; Basidiomycota; Agaricomycetes; Boletales; Suillaceae.